Messenger RNA from Annulohypoxylon truncatum, 1934 nucleotides. Its product is annotated as gamma-glutamyltranspeptidase. Gene Ontology annotation, biological process: glutathione catabolic process. The transcript has 6 exons. Bases 1 to 1839 code for a protein of 612 amino acids. NCBI's taxonomy places the organism in Eukaryota, Fungi, Ascomycota, Sordariomycetes, Xylariales, Hypoxylaceae. Gene Ontology annotation, molecular function: glutathione gamma-glutamate hydrolase. Gene Ontology annotation, cellular component: plasma membrane. The record is from RefSeq and is a predicted model, not a curated record.
AUGGCGACUAAUACUGCGCCACUCGCGACAACGGGGUUUCUUGACAUAGAGGAUAUAAACCUUGCCAAACUCCCGCGGAGCCUGCUAUUGCUACUUCUAGCUGUUGCUCCUUCAGUCGCAGCUCCGCAACAAUGGCAGCCAUCCGGUCAAUCCGUGUUACAACAAGAACGGCCUUCCAACGCGGGCAAGAGAGGAGCUGUCGCAUCCGAGAGUAAAGUCUGUAGUCAAAUAGGCAUAGAUCUGCUAGCCCAAGGUGGCAAUGCUGUCGAUGCCUGGAUCGGUACCCAGCUAUGCGUCGGCGUGAUUGGCAUGUAUCACUCGGGGCUUGGCGGUGGAGGCUUUGCUCUCAUUAGAGACGCCAAUGGCAACUAUACGGUCAUCGACUAUCGUGAAGCCGCGCCUAGUGCCGCGUCCGAAAAUAUGUAUAAGGAUAAUAUAAUAGGUAGCGUCUUCGGCGGGUUGUCUGUAGGCGUACCGGGCGAAUUGCGAGGACUUGAAUAUGCGCAUAAGAAAUUUGGCAUAUUACCUUGGAAAGACGUCGUGCUCCCUGCCGCUUCUGUAGCGGAUCGCGGAUUCACCGUCUCAGAGGACCAAGUGCGUUAUAUGGACGCUGGUCUCCAAAUAGCCGGCUGGAACUUCUUGACCGACGAUCCUUCCUGGGCUCAGGAUUUCGCCCCAGAUGGGACUUUGGUAAAGCUCGGCGAUACCAUGACCAGGAAACGCUAUGCAAAAACUCUCGAACAAGUUGCAGAAUACGGCGCCGACGUGUUCUACACCGGCCCAAUAGCCGAGGCAACGAUCAAGUACAUCCAGCAGCACAACGGCACCAUGACCCUAGACGACAUGUCCAGCUACCAAGCCAUCAUCCGCGACCCCGUCAGCAUCUCGUACAGAGGCUACACGCUCGUCUCCUCCGGCGCGCCCAGCAGCGGCGCCGUAUGCCUCAGCACGCUGAAGACCAUGGAAGGCUACAACAGCGCCUCCUCCUCGUCCGACACCAACCUGACCCUGCACCGCUUCGACGAAUCCAUGCGCUUCGCGUACGGCGCGCACCAAGCUCUCGGGGACCCGGCCUACGUCCCCGACGCCCCGGACCUCGAAGCCGUGAUGCUAUCCGCCUCGCACGCGGCCUCCAUCCGCUCCCGCAUCGACGACGCCCGCACCCAGCCGGUCGAGAACUACGACCCGGCGCGCGUGUACGUGCCGACCGACCACGGCACCUCGCACGUGUCGACGGCCGACGGGUCCGGCGUCGCCGUCUCCAGCACCACGACCGUGAACCUGCUGUUCGGCAGCCUGUUGAUGGUGCCCGAGACGGGCGUCGUGCUCAACGACGAGAUGAACGAUUUCUCCAUCCCGGGCGUGCACAACGAGUUCGGGUACGCGCCGAGCCCGGCGAACUACGUGCGCGCGGGCAAGCGGCCGCUGUCCUCCAUCACGCCUGUUAUCGUGGAGCGCGCCCCCUUUUCCUCUUCCUCUUCCUCCUCUUCUGACCGCGACUCUCACGCCAGCGUCCUAGUCGCCGUCGCGGGCGCCGCCGGCGGCUCGCGCAUCAUAAGCUCGACGACGCAAGUACUAUGGCACAUGCUCGAGCGGUCCUUCACCCCCGGCGCCGCCGUCGCCGAGCCGCGGUUCCACGACCAGCUGAUGCCGAACGUGGCCGCGUUCGAGUACGGCUUCGACAACGCGACGAUCGCCAGCAUGCGGGACCGCGGCCACAACGUCACCUGGGUGCGCGAGGGGUUCAGCGCCGUGCAGGCCAUCCGCCUCGGCGACGACGGCGUGUUCGAGGCCGCGAGUGAGACGAGGCAGAAGGCUAGUGGAGGGUUGACGUUGUAGGAGGGCCUUGGUCUGUAUUGUAUGCGGGGUGUUGGUGUUGCAUAUGUUUUGUGGGAUAGAAAUGGGUACACAUUACAAAUACAAUUAUAAGAAUA